Molecule: messenger RNA, 3183 nt
Organism: Drosophila yakuba
Lineage: Eukaryota; Metazoa; Arthropoda; Insecta; Diptera; Drosophilidae
Product: RNA-binding protein MEX3B
Exons: 3
Coding region: 741-2651 (636 amino acids)
Molecular function (GO): RNA binding
Source: RefSeq, a predicted model, not a curated record
UAUUGAAUUGGGUGUGCUUAAUAAAAAACAGUUGCUCUGUCGUGCCAAUGUAUAUUCUGUCAGAACAGUUCUUCUGCAGAAUCGCUUCCCAUAUGCUAAUCAACUUUUGCAACUCUAAAUUUUACCAUCUUUUCAUACAAAAGGCGUGUCGAAAUACUGUCGGAAUGUAUACCUGGGGAAACAACUUUUCUAGUGUACACACGUAAAUUUUUGGCCACUCUGCGGGUGUUGAUAUCAGUGUUAUUCGGAUCAAAAUAUAUCGUGAAUUUGUAAAGAGAUCACCACAUGCGUUGUUAGUGCACUGCAAUUUGGCAAUAAGCUGUUACAUUAAAUUUAAGGAUCGACGUCUACAUAACUACAUAUGUAUAUGAACUCGUUCAUACUGUAUUCGAUGUUGUGUGUUUCAGAUAGGGUGUGAGAAGAAAAGAAGUUACAAGGGAAAAUUCAGCAAGGGGAGAACUUCAAAUGUAUUGGUACUAACAUUCAACUUGGGUCUUGCCAAAUGUGGCCAAACGAGAGUCUUUUAGCUUAAAGCUGGGUAAUACCUUGGCAUGUCUACAGCACACUUCACCAAUGAAUUAAGUAGAUUCAACAGAGUGAGUUCCAGUUCUCCAUCGAGUUCCAUCUCAUCCGUCAACUUGUCAUCUGCUUCAGUGUCACCAAGCUUCUCCUCAUUGUGAGAUAGUGCUGUUGCACCGGUUUUAAUUUCGCUUCAAAAAGGGUACGAGAGUCCAACUGCUAUGUCUGCUCAGGUCACAUCGAAGAUCCCUACUAACAUUAAUUUGAAAGGAUCUAUCCAGAAAAUAAACCCAGCACACCAUCCCGAUAUGUCUGAACAAUCCAAAGUCAAUGAAUCCACGUUACCACUGUCCGAAGAUCCGAGGACACUGCAAUUGGCGUUGGAACUAUCAUUGGUCGGAUUAAACGACAAUCAAAAUUGCUAUGUGCAACCUGCUCAACCGCUACCAAUGCCCCUAGGUGCACAAAAUGACUUUGAAAUUGGGACCAUAAACAUGCACACAUUUUCUAAAGUAGACAGCACGCUACCAAUUCAAUCGGCACCGAACUGCCUUCUAUUACCGACUGCCGGCGCCGCCAGUUCAGAAGAUCGAUCCAAAAAGUCGCAAAAUAUGACCGAAUGUGUUCCAGUCCCUAGUUCAGAACAUGUAGCAGAAAUAGUGGGCAGGCAGGGGUGCAAAAUCAAAGCUUUGAGAGCCAAAACUAACACUUACAUUAAGACGCCAGUUCGAGGAGAGGAACCUGUGUUCGUGGUGACUGGUCGAAAGGAAGAUGUAAACAAGGCUAAACGAGAAAUUCUUUCCGCUGCUGAUCACUUUAGCUUAAUUCGCGCAUCACGUAAGCCUAUAAGCGACAGUCACAACAACGGAAAUGUAGGAAGUGCGAGUAGCUCUAGUGGUGGUGCAGUUCCUCGCAUGUCAGGUCCCCCUUGUAUGCCUGGUCAGGUAACCAUACAGGUACGUGUACCUUAUCGGGUAGUGGGACUCGUUGUUGGGCCAAAAGGCGCUACAAUCAAACACAUUCAACAAGAGACGCAAACUUACAUUGUGACACCAUCGCGAGAAAAGGAACCAAUUUUUGAAGUUACUGGCUUGCCAGACAACGUUGAUACUGCACGAAAGCAAAUAGAAGCUCAUAUUGCCCUUCGAACUGGGAGUGGAUCUGGAAAUGCUGAUCCUAUUACUAUGGAAAUUAGUAAUUUGGCUGAGGCUAAUGAAUACGCGUCACUGCCUUCAUUAACGCAAAUUCUAAAUGAUGAUUUGAAUUCGGAAAUUUUAUCGUCCAUAUACAAAAAUGCCCAUCCGUCUACACAGGAGUAUGCAAAUAAUUCCAUGAAGACGAUUGGAAACGUAAGCAAUUCAGUGCAGCACGUGCAAGGUCAUCAUACUGGUAACUGUUUUCAAAAAUCUGAGUUUGCUGAUAUGGAAAUGACAGCAAAUUUAACGGCAACAGAUAUAUAUGACAAACGUCUUCCUGGAAAUGAAGUUUCUAUGCCUUUGGCCAAAGCUAAUGUUGCUAAUAUUGUUUUUCGCACUACGUCUAGUAAAACAUUGUCUUUCUGUACUCCCACAUCUACAUCGGCAUCUUUUCAUCCCAACUGUAAUGCCAAUAUUUUAACAAGAUCUUGUUCAUCUGCUUCUUCUACCACUUCAACAAAAAGUACCAACAAUAGCGCAAAUACACCUCCAGAAAUAUUGAAUAUAUGGAGGAGUAUUAGUGAUUCAAUUGACGUUGACGAGGGUAUAGGGGACUCUCCCAGUAUUUGGAACCAACCGACAAAUAUCAUACCUACAGCUCACUGCUCGCCCACAAUCUCAAUAAGCCCUACCGACUCUCUUUUAGGUAUGGGUGAACAUUCUGGAAAUCAACAAAAUCAUAACCACAUUAAAGAGCCCACUACGUGUAAUAUCCCACAAAAGAUAAAAACCAUUCAAGUGCCAUCCAACGCAGAAAAAAUUUUAAUUCAUCGUGAAUGCUUUGUAUGUAAUGAAAAUAAUGUUACCACUGCUUUGGUUCCAUGUGGUCACAAUAUGUUUUGUAUGGAAUGUGCUAAUCACAUCUGUCUUUCUAUGGAUGCUGUUUGUCCGGUUUGUAAUUCUAUUGUCUACCAUGCAAUGCGAAUUUUAGGAUAAUUUGAGUUUUUUUAAGUGUUUAAUAUUUGUUUGUUUUUUAGUUAAUCGGUUUUACAUCUAGUCGUGGCUUCCGUGAAGUCUAUUAGUCUACAUAAGUUGAACGUUUAGGGAUUAUAAAGAUUUCUUCAUUUCAAAUUUAUUUAUGUCUAGGGAUCUGAAACACAUAUUUAGUUUAUAAAUUUUUUUUUUUUCAAAACAUGAUAACCGUCUUCUAUUUUUAUUUAAAAUUCAAAUUGACAAUAUGAUGUUAAAUUCUGGAGGCUUUCGCCCUUAUUAGUAUUUAUUAUUUCAAAAGUGUUUCAGCCAGGUGUUUUGAAAAUUAAGCGUUUGGCGAAAAGGUAGUACCCUUCUGAAACCCAGCUUCUAUCCUAUAUAUAAGCAAAUGAACUUCGUAUUAGUUUUCUGUGUAACUCGUAUAAUAUAAUUUUUGUAAGAGGUUCAGAAAGUCUUUCGAAACCUAUAAUGUGUAUAUAUUCUUGAUCACAAGAAUGCCUGUAAAAAAUAUUAGGUAUGAUUCUUCUAAGGCUCUGAA